AUGACGAAAGGUUCCAAGAAGAGAGUUAGUCAAUUCGAAUUGUUAUCGACAGAAUUUCCUGCCGAUCAAUCGAAUGGCAAUAAUCAAGUUUAUUCCAUCUCAUCGAGUCAACACAUAUCAGACGAUUCACCAGCACGGAUAGAAGAUGAUUUGACAAGAGGCCGUCGGAUUAUUGAUGAUGUUAACAUGAACAAUAAAAUGUCGAAAUCGAAAUUUCUAAUGGAACCGGAGACAAAUUUCAAUCCUUUGAUCGAAUACGCUAAUGAACCUCUGUUACCACUUUACAAAGCAUGUGUUCCGCUAGAGAGUCUCAUCUAUAACCUCUCAGGAUAUGUUAAAUUAGCACUUGAUGCAACACCCGAACAGCCGCCGGAUGGAUUAACCAUUGAUGAAAGUGCCGCUAUUCGUUUGUACACAUUCGAAUGGAAUAAACCACAUAAAAGUCNUGAUUGGCCAUGUUCGGCAGAUAUUUGA
Adineta ricciae is the source of this 474-nucleotide messenger RNA. Lineage: Eukaryota; Metazoa; Rotifera; Eurotatoria; Adinetida; Adinetidae. The record is from the annotation of a GenBank genome assembly.